Messenger RNA from Penicillium pulvis, 1467 nucleotides. RefSeq lists its product as uncharacterized. The coding region runs from base 1 to 1467 and encodes 488 amino acids. Lineage: Eukaryota; Fungi; Ascomycota; Eurotiomycetes; Eurotiales; Aspergillaceae. The transcript is spliced from 6 exons. The record is from RefSeq and is a predicted model, not a curated record.
AUGGAAAUACUCAAAGUGGACACCUUGGUCUGUGGCGGCGGAAUGUCUGGCAUGUCAUGCGCUGCAUUUGCAGCAGGCGCAGGAGCCAAAACACUGGUGGUUGAGAAACAAGCAGAGGUCGGCGGAUCAUCGGCCCUUUCAGCAGGCAUGUUCUGGGCUCCUCACACGUUCGAAAAAUUGCGAGCCUGGGUACCAGAAGGUGACCCAGUUCUUCAACAAGCAUGGAUGGACGAGUAUCUGUCGGCAGUGCAAUGGAUGCGAGACAAUGGGAUCCCGACGGCGCAGCGAUUCGACGGCAUCAUGACUAUCGGAAUUGGUUUCCCAAUCAAGAUUCCUCAGCUUCAUGAACUGCACCGGAAGCGCAUCGAAGGAAGCAAAAAUGGUUCUCGGAUUAUGACCAAUACAUCUGUGGUAAAGCUCAUUCAAGAGAAGCCGGGGGUACCUGGAUCGCGGGUCACAGGUGCUAUUGUUCGUCAACAUACCCCAGGACUGGCGGAAAACUACUACGAAGUUAAGGCAAAGGUGGUUGUUUUGGCCACUGGAGGAUUUCAAGGAUCUCCCCAGAUGACAGCUACAUACUUGGGACAGGGCGGAGACAACAUUUUCGUGCGGUCCAAUCCAGGAUCCGUGGGCGAUGGCCUCAGUCUUGCCUCCAGGUCAGGUGCUGGAACUACCAGGGGUAUGAAUACAUACUACGGUCACCUCUUGGCGGCACCUGUGCGGGCACAGGAUGUGGACCCGAAGGAUUACCUUCCACUGGCACAAUACCAGAGCAAAUUCUGCUUGUUGGUCAACGAAGCUGGAAAGCGAUUUGCUGACGAGACGACUGGCGAUGAAAUUGUGAACCAAUAUUUGGCAAAGCAAGAAAAGCGCAGAGGAUUCUUGCUUUUCAAUGAGAAGACUCGCCUUCAACACACCGUGGGUGCACCGUUCCCCAAUGCCGGCUCUAUUGAUCGUCUGCAGAAAGCGCGUGAUUAUGGAUGCAAUGUCGCAAGUGCGCCAACUCUAAGCGGCUUAAUGGCAAUACUUCGUCAGUGGAGAGUAGAUUCCGCUCAGUGCGCUCGCACGAUUGAACAAUAUGACCAGGUUGUGCGCCUCGGAAAAACGAAUGUUGGACUCGAUGCUCCCGUUGGUCGUGGCGGCCCACCACCUGCGUCCCUAGUUGAUGGCGAAGGGCCAUUCUACGCCAUGGAAGUUCAACCAUCAAUUACUUUCACAUACGGUGGAAUCUCAAUCGACAAGCAUGGGCAUGCCUUGACCCCUGACAAAACCGAAGUUCCUGGCCUUUUGGUUGCUGGAGUUGAUGCUGGUGGAUUCAGUAACCUUGGCUAUGCUGGUGGUCUUGCUCUUGCAUUCGUGACCGGUUUGUGGGCUGCGAGGGUGAUCGCGCAGGAGCUGGGAUUACCAGAACCUCGUCUGCCGGCUGCCGAUGCAAAGGAUGCGGCGCCUAUGAACGGUCGGCUAUAA